GUCGUCAUCAAGCAGACUAGAAUAGAGUAGAGAACUCUAGGCAGAGAGGAAAUGAGCUAGAGAGAAGGGGGAACAGGCUCAGGAGAGAGGAGAGAGGGCAGAGGCAAUGGCAGUGUGGCACUGAAGCCUGCGAUGGUCAGGAUGGAGGAGGCGGCGGUGAAGCAGGGCUUCCUGCUUCUGCAGCAGCAGCUGACCUUUGGCAAGAAGUGGCGCCGGUUCACAGCCGUGCUAUAUGGAGAGUCUGGCUGUGCCCUAGCCAGACUGGAGCUCCAAGAUGGCCCAGAGAAGACUCGGCGAGGAGAGGCCACUCGGAAGGUUGUCCGCCUCAGUGACUGCUUACGGGUGGCCGAGGCAGGCAGUGAGGCCAGCAGUCCCAGGGACACCAGUGCCUUUGUCCUGGAGACCAAGGAGCGCCUGUACCUGCUAGCAGCCCCCUCGGCAGAACGCAGUGACUGGAUCCAAGCCAUUUGCCUGUUGGCUUUCCCGGGGCAGAGGAAGGAGCCCCCAGGACUGGAGGAAAAGAAUGACAGGCCCUGCAUGGAGGAGAAUGAAUUGUAUAGCAGCUCUACUACAGGGGUCUCCUGUAAGCAAUAUGCCGUGACCAUGAGGCCCACAGAAGCCAGUGAGCGGUGCCGGCUCCGAGGGUCCUAUACUCUCCGGGCUGGGGUGAGCUCCCUGGAGCUGUGGGGUGGCCCUGAGCCAGGCACACAGCUGUAUGACUGGCCCUACAGGUUUCUUCGGCGCUUUGGUCGUGAUAAGAUGACGUUUUCCUUUGAGGCUGGCAGACGCUGUGUCUCAGGAGAAGGCAACUUUGAGUUUGAAACAAGACAAGGCAAUGAGAUCUUCCAAGCCCUAGAAGAGGCCAUUGCUGCCCAGAAGAAUGUUGCUCCUUCUGGGCCUCCACCCCUGCCAGCCACAGGGUCUAUGAUGCCCACAUUGCUGCCUCGGCCUGAAAGCCCCUAUUCCCGGCCCCACGACUCUCUGCCUUCUCCUUCCCCUGGCACACCGGUGCCCGGCAUAAGGCCAGGGGGCCCUGAGGGAGAAUAUGCUGUACCCUUUGAUACAGUGGCUCUUUCCCUGGGGAAGGGCUUCAGGGGCAUCCUGAAAGGUCCUCGACGCCUCCUUCCUGAUCCACUAUAUGACAGCAUCCAAGAGGAUCCUGUGGUCCCGCCACCUGACCACAUAUACGAUGAGCCUGAGGGCAUGGCUGCCCUCUCCCUAUAUGACAGACCACGGGAGCCUCGGGGGGAGACGUGGAGGGAGCAGGCCACUGCUGAUGGGGGGCCCAGCCCCCUCCAGCAAGACUCCUCUGUGCCUGGCUGGCCACAGGUCACGGAAUAUGACAAUGUUGUACUUAAGAAAGUCCCAAAGUAAGGUGGUGGCCAGGAGAUGGGAGAGUGGUCCCCAGGGAGGUUUUUGGAAGCUAUGGAGGGGGUUUCUGCUAGAGCUCUUUCGGUCACUGUGUAUCCUGAGCCCUAGGGUUAGGCUGCUGUGUUUGCUUACUGUGUGAGUCACCAGCCCAGAGCAGGAAGAGGGCCCUGGAGGGACCCACCCUCCUCCUACGACUUUCCCACUUCCUCUCGCUGCCUUGGGUCUAAAGGGAACUUGGGCCAUGUCUGCUAGGAGACAAAAGGAGUUCCACGGAUGCUCUGGUUCCUUGGCUCGUGCAGGCCUCCUGCCUACAAAUGUUCCCUUUCUGGGAGAACCCUGGCUUCUGGUUAGCAAGGAGGGUGACUGUCAUCCCUCCAUCUCCCAGCGUUUUCUAGUCAUUAAACUAAAUUGAACUA
Molecule: messenger RNA, 1787 nt
Organism: Mesocricetus auratus (golden hamster)
Lineage: Eukaryota; Metazoa; Chordata; Mammalia; Rodentia; Cricetidae
Gene: Dok2
Product: docking protein 2
Exons: 5
Coding region: 133-1374 (413 amino acids)
Biological process (GO): positive regulation of MAPK cascade; cell surface receptor protein tyrosine kinase signaling pathway
Cellular component (GO): cytoplasm
Source: RefSeq, a predicted model, not a curated record